CAACAGGGCAUCUUUUCAAAAUUAUAUUUCUUAACUCAGCUUCAUAUUUUGAACGAACGUCUGAUAUUUAGCAAACAACGAUGUCUGAUCUCGUAUUAGACGAUAAAAGAGCUGAAUUUAUAGCUGAAUAUGUCUUGACUUCACACAAACUGAAGAAUGACAAGUGGAUGAAAUUGUGGAAUUCGGAGGAUAUGAGGCAAAAAAUAACUACUUUUUUCGACAAAGCUGAUGUCACCCAGCUUUUUAUAGUUCUGACCCCUGCUGGAAUUUUGGCAGCUGAGAAUGAUUUCCCCGUUAGUUCAAAGUCCAAGACGUGUUUUUUUAUGAAAAAAUCAAAAGAGGUUAUCCCUAAAGACGGGUUGCUUAGCAAAUACAUGUUCUAUGGAGAUCUUUCCUACAGUCCUUUGGAACAUUUUUCUGCAUUUGUCGAUGAGGUUCUAAUCCCUGUUCUUUCUAACAAGAAAAAUUACAGUUCAUGGCCUACAGUAGUGUAUGAAGAUGUCAUCAAGUAUGCACAUGGCCUUAAAAAGCAAACUGAUAUUGUUGUUGGACAAGUGAAAGGGAAGACUCUUUUGCCCCUCCCAGUUGAGCAGGAGCGAUUUAAAGAACAUUUUAAAGAAGGUAAAAUAAAUCGAAGUUUUGUAUAUGCUAUUGAGUCACUUGUUAUUGAUUGGUCUCAUCAAAUUCACAAAGUGCUACUCAAAGACUCUUGCCAACCUCUUCUUAAUGGCUUACACCCCACUCCAUUAGUGGAAUUAGACUUUUGGAAAGCGAAAGUGACAAAUCUUGAAAAUAUCUACUCUCAGUUAAGUACACCAAAAGUUAAACAAAUGGCACAAAUAUUAGAACAUGCUGAUAGCAGUUAUUUUGUCCCAUUUAAAGAAAUGUUUAAAUCCGUUGUAACAGUGAGUAAAAACUUAAUGUUAUGUUGUUUCAGCGUUACGCGAAGCACAGGAUAUUGAUAUGCACUUAAGUAUUAUGAGGUCACGACUGGAAGAUAUGGAACAAGCUGAAUUGAUCAAUUAACACAACAUAUUGAACCGAUUUUUCAUAUUAUCUGUUUAACGUGGGCUAGUUCUAAAGG
Molecule: messenger RNA, 1084 nt
Organism: Heterobilharzia americana
Lineage: Eukaryota; Metazoa; Platyhelminthes; Trematoda; Strigeidida; Schistosomatidae
Source: the annotation of a GenBank genome assembly